ACAACUUCUCCGGUCCAGACACUCUUCUUGAGCCCCCGAAGAAGAAGAAGCAGAAGAAGCACCCAGCCAGCGAGUCCCUCCUGUCGGCGGGAGGAGAGCGAGCAUGGAGCAGCCGAGCACCGCGGUCCCUGCUGGGGGCUCGACUGGGAAAUGGUAGCGUGCUGUGGGGGACCGCACUGGGAAGGACCAUGGUCGAGAGGAGCAGCAAAUUCUUGUUGAUCGUCGUCGGGUCCGUGUGUUUCAUGCUGAUCCUCUAUCAGUACGUGGCUCCCGGGGUGAUCAAUUUCGGCUCCCCGCACGGGUACUUCACGGAGGAGGACGAGGGGGACAUCUUCCCCACGCCGGACCCCCACUACGUCAAGAAAUACUACUUCCCCGUGCGGGACCUGGAGAGGACGAUCGACUUCGAAAUCAAAGGCGAGGACGUGAUCGUGUUUUUGCACAUCCAGAAGACCGGGGGGACUACGUUCGGCCGGCACCUGGUGCAGAAUGUCCGCCUGGAGGUGCCGUGCGACUGCAGACCGGGCCAGAAGAAGUGUACCUGCUACCGGCCGAACCGCAAGGAGACCUGGCUCUUCUCCCGGUUCUCCACCGGCUGGAGCUGCGGCUUGCACGCCGACUGGACCGAGCUCACCAACUGUGUGCCGGGGGUCCUCAACAAGAAGGAGAACAAGCUGAUGAAGCUGAGGAAGUUCUACUACAUCACUCUGCUGAGGGAUCCUGUGUCUCGAUACCUCAGCGAGUGGAGGCACGUGCAGCGGGGCGCCACAUGGAAAACCUCCCUCCACAUGUGUGAUGGACGGACCCCGACGCCCGAGGAGCUGCCCUCCUGCUACGAGGGAUCGGACUGGUCGGGCUGCACCCUGCAGCAGUUCAUGGACUGUCCGUACAACCUGGCCAACAACAGACAGGUGCGUAUGCUGGCAGACCUGAGCCUAGUCGGCUGCUACAACAUGUCCACAGUUCCAGAGAAGAAACGGGCCCAACUUCUCCUGGAGUCGGCCAAGAAGAACCUGAGAGACAUGGCCUUCUUCGGCCUGACGGAGUACCAGAGGAAAACCCAGUUCCUGUUUGAACGCACCUUCAGGUUGCGCUUCAUCAGGCCCUUCAUGCAAUACAACAGCACCCGGGCAGCAGGGGUGGACCUGGAUAAUACUACGGUCCAGCGCAUUGAGGAGUUGAACGAGCUGGACAUGGAGCUGUACGACUACGCCAGGGACCUGUUCCAGCAGCGCUACCAGUACACCCGGCAGCAGGAGCGGCGGCAGCAGCGCAUCAAGCUCCACAUGCAGCAGAGCCACCAGGGCCUGGGCCUGGGCGUCAGCCUGUGGCCCUCCCGCAGCCGGCAGAGCUCGGUGUCAACACUGGAGGACGGCGAGAGGGAGAGGGAGGAGCGGGAGGAGGGCGAGGAGGGAGGGCGAACGGAGGAGGCCGGCAGCAGGCUCCCCACUGAGGACUACAUGAACCAGAUCAUCAACCGCUGGUAGCAGCAGAAGAAUGAGAACAAACACACAGACAUGCAUAUGUAAUGUGAAAUGCAUACACAUAAACACACACACGUACACUGACACACACGGAAGGUGGCGCCGGCAUCAAAGACCCAAAUGAAUGGAAAAGACUUUACCGAGAGUUGGGCUGCAGGGAUGAGAGUGGUUGCUAUGGAGACCAGGGCUUGGUCGAUUGCAUCAGCUCAUGUUACUGAGGUUUGCCCAGUUGUUAUUAGCACCUGCUUACCCUGUCCCCCCCCCCUCUGAGUCACUCUGUCGCUCUCAUCAUCAUUAGUGACUGAGCGGUUGAGAGAUAUUUUUAAGAGCUGCUGACAACCGAGUAUCUCGUUCACCUCUCCAGCUUCCUCCUCCUCCUCCUCCCACCGUGUCCCCUCUCGUUCUCUGUGGUCUGAUAAUGGAGCAUGAGAAAAAUAAAAAUUUUAAAUCUGUGAAUUCCCGCUAAUCCUCGCUAAGGACCGGUCUACUUCCUGGAUGCUCCAGUUUCAAAGGAACCCGUGGAAAAGCUAUGAAAGCGCGAGUAGCUGAGCUGAACAUUGCAAACGGUGGGAGUACAUGAGAGACUGUGCCGCAAAGAGAAGAAGUUGUACUGAGUUGUGUAAUAAAGCUUUUCUGCUUCAAAAAAAUCUGCCAUUUCAACCAUGAACAGUCAUGAAAUAGUGACUCUCAUUCUCGGAUGAUUUCAUUUGUAUUUUAACUUUUUGUGUUUUGUUUUUUUGUUGUUUUUUUUGCUUUCUUAAAAGCAAAAUUGUAAUAACACUGAGACCAAUAUUGCUGCCUAAAGAAAAGUGAUUCCUUUGUUUCUUUAUUUUUGUUUU
Messenger RNA from Limanda limanda (common dab), 2323 nucleotides. RefSeq names its product heparan sulfate 6-O-sulfotransferase 1a (gene hs6st1a). NCBI's taxonomy places the organism in Eukaryota, Metazoa, Chordata, Actinopteri, Pleuronectiformes, Pleuronectidae. Gene Ontology annotation, molecular function: heparan sulfate 6-sulfotransferase activity. The coding region runs from base 189 to 1487 and encodes 432 amino acids. The record is from RefSeq and is a predicted model, not a curated record. Gene Ontology annotation, cellular component: membrane. The transcript has 4 exons.